CCGAUAAGUAAAAGCUCAACGCCUGAAGGAAGUACAAGAGGACAAGAUCUGAAGCCGAAAGAAUCUUCUUUUCCCUACAGUAUUCAGUUUUAUGGUUCGUAGUACUAUCAUAGGUGGAGUACUCAAUUACGCAUUACCAGAGAGAAAGAUAGGUCAUUCCAGCAUUACAACUGGUUAUUAAUAUAAGCAUCGUAAAAUCCUAUUUUUGAUCGUUGAUUUUUACUCGUAUGCGUGAAGAAUGACUGCUGAAAUUCAGCAACCCUCCGUGCAGACCCCUCCUCACAAUAGCCCGAUGUCGGAGAAACCACACGGACAGACGCCUGUGAUGGAGACCUCCUCUUCCUCCUCCAGCACCAAAACAAAAAAGACGAACGCUGGAAUCCGUCGUCCUGAAAAGCCCCCGUACUCUUACAUUGCUCUCAUUGUCAUGGCCAUCCAGAAUUCUCCAACCAAACGACUGACUCUAAGCGAAAUUUACCAGUUCCUUCAGAGCCGCUUCCCGUUUUUCAGAGGCUCGUAUCAAGGCUGGAAAAACUCGGUGCGUCACAAUCUGUCUCUGAACGAGUGCUUUAUCAAGCUGCCCAAAGGUCUGGGUAGACCCGGGAAGGGUCACUACUGGACCAUCGACCCGGCCAGUGAGUUCAUGUUCGAGGAGGGAUCUUUUCGCAGAAGGCCGCGAGGAUUCAGGCGCAAAUGUCAGGCGCUCAAACCUUCUAUGUACAGCAUGAUGAACGGGCUGGGAUUCAAUCACAUACCUGAGUCUUAUAAUUUUCAAUCGGGCGGCGGGGGCCUGUCUUGUCCUCCAAACAGUUUACCUUUGGAGAGUGGGAUUGGGAUGAUGAAUGGACAUUUGGCCAGCAAUAUGGAAGGAAUGGGCUUGGCAGGACACUCUAUGUCACAUUUAUCAACGAAUAGUGGACAUUCCUACAUGGGCAGUUGCACAGGAUCCUCGGGGAGUGAAUACCCCCACCACGACAACUCUGCAUCGCCGCUUCUAACCAGCGGGGGAGUGAUGGAGCCGCAUGCCGUGUAUUCUAGCACAGCCUCGGCCUGGCCUCCAGCGCCCACGGGCUCCCUAAACAACGGGGCGUCUUACAUCAAACAGCAGCCGCUCUCUCCGUGCAACCCUGGAACCAAUUCGCUACAGCCCAGUUUACCCAUACACUCAAUGGAACAGUCCUACCUGCACCAGAAUGGCCACGGAACCACCGAACUUCAAGGUAUACAACGCUAUCAUUCCCAAUCUCCCAGCAUGUGUGACAGGAAAGAGUUUGUCUUCUCCUUUAACGCCAUGACCUCUUCAUCGAUGCAUUCAGCAGGGAGUAGCUCGUUCUACCACCAUCAGCAGGUCUCCUAUCAGGACAUCAAACCCUGUGUAAUGUGACAGCAUUGUUGCAUGCAACUACUGCAACGAGGAGCAAC
Messenger RNA from Carassius carassius (crucian carp), 1422 nucleotides. It is a transcript of the gene foxf1, whose product is annotated as forkhead box F1. Bases 239 to 1384 code for a protein of 381 amino acids. Gene Ontology annotation, molecular function: DNA-binding transcription factor activity, RNA polymerase II-specific; RNA polymerase II cis-regulatory region sequence-specific DNA binding. Gene Ontology annotation, biological process: regulation of transcription by RNA polymerase II; animal organ morphogenesis. NCBI's taxonomy places the organism in Eukaryota, Metazoa, Chordata, Actinopteri, Cypriniformes, Cyprinidae. The record is from RefSeq and is a predicted model, not a curated record. The transcript is spliced from 2 exons. Gene Ontology annotation, cellular component: nucleus.